Molecule: messenger RNA, 2470 nt
Organism: Gambusia affinis (western mosquitofish)
Lineage: Eukaryota; Metazoa; Chordata; Actinopteri; Cyprinodontiformes; Poeciliidae
Gene: ftr83
Product: finTRIM family, member 83
Exons: 9
Coding region: 332-2173 (613 amino acids)
Molecular function (GO): zinc ion binding; protein binding
Source: RefSeq, a predicted model, not a curated record
UAUCCUCUACGCUACAGUUUUCCUCUAUGCACUCACUCCCUCCCUGAUAACUGCACAGUAUUAUCCUCCAUUAUUGCAUCAUGCAAUGUUGCAAUAAAGAACUCAAAACAAGUGAUGUUAACUCAGAUUAGGAGAAAUAUCAGGAGUUCUUGCAGUGCAGGGGAUAAAGGCUGGAUCAGGACUGGCAUUCUUUCUCAUCAGAGACUAUAUCUGGGGAGGCCCUUUGGCAGGCCAGACAAAACCUCACUCAAAGAAGCUUCUUAACGCGGCCCGCUUUUAUCUCAGAGGGAGGAGAGGAAGGGGAAAAAAAGUCUGUGGAAGAAUUCCAGUCAUGUCAGGAAUGCGAAACUACGGGCCGUGUCAUCCCGUGAGUCAUUGCGCUACUCAAUGCCAAAGUGAGAUUGAAGCGAGGUGUUGUCUGCCUUCACUGCCUGACAUUCCAGUCCUGUCCCAGGCCCCACUCCCACAGGACAGCUGCUACCUCUGUAAGGAAUAUCUCAGGGAUCCCGUGGCCAUCCCGUGUGGCCACAUCUUCUGCUCCAUCUGCCUAAAGACCUACUGGGACCAUGCAAACCACACUGGCUCAUACCUCUGCCCUGAGUGCAGGGUGACUUACAACAAGAGGCCCACUCCGAGGCGCAUGGGAGGCUCCCGGCACUCCACCAUCCAACGCGACUCUGAGGCAUUUCCUCCACCCCCUCCGUCCCCGGACUACAACUAUGCCGGACCCCAGGAUGUUGGCUGCGACAUCUGCAUCGGCAAAAAGCACAAAGCCAUCAAGACCUGCCUGAUGUGCCUGGCUUCCUACUGCGAGAAGCACCUUAAGCCCCACUUUGAGUCAGCCACUUUCAAAAGGCACAAACUGGUUGAUGAAAUUGGCCACCUAGACAGGCAGAUUUGCCCACAGCAUCAGAAAGGCUUGGAGCUGUUCUGCCGCACCGAUCAGAUGUGCAUCUGUGUGCUGUGUACGGUGAAAGAGCAUAAGGGUCAUGACAUGGUGUCAGCAGAGCAGGAAAGAACUGAAGAGCAGCAACGUCUAGGCGCCACCCAGGCUGAAAUCCAGGAAAAGAUUCAUGACCGUCUCAAGCAGAUGGAGGAGCUGAAACAAGCUGUGGACUCACUCAAGAACUCGGCCCAGAGAGCGCUCCAGGAAUGCGAGAAGAUGUUUAGUGACAUGAUGCGCUCCAUCGAGAGGAUGCAACAGGAGAUGACCAAGCUGAUAUCAUCAAACAAGAGAGCUGCACUCAACAAUGCAGAGGGCCACAUGGAGCGUUUGACUCACGAAAUUGCCGACUUGAAGAAGAGAGACACUCAUAUCACCCAACUGUCCCGCACUGAGGACCACAUCCACUUCAUCCAGAGUUACCACAUGCUGCUAGCCCAGACGGACGCUGAGGAGUUGCCUUCAGUCUCCGUAAAUCCCUACUUCACCUUUGGCUCUGUGACCAAAGCUGUCUCCGAGAUGAAGCAGCACCUGAAUGAAUUCAGCAACGACGAGCUGGUGAAGGUCGCCAAAACAGUGAACAAAAUGACCUUCUGUCAGCUGGAUGAGCCCAAAAAGAAACACUCAAUUAAAAGUGAAGAGGCCGUGAUGUACAAGGCCAUACCCGUCCAGGAACCUCAGUACAGGGACGACUUCUUGAGAUAUGCUUGCCAGCUCACUCUGGACCCAAACACAGCCUACAGACAGCUCUACUUGUCUCGAGGGAAUAAAAAGGCCGCGCUCAAGAGAGAUCCCCAAGAUUACGGAGACAACCCCUCCAGGUUUGACUCCUUGCCCCAGGUCCUCUGCAAGGAGAACCUCGCUGGAGGCGCCUACUACUGGGAGGUAGACUGGAGGGGUGAGGGCACAGCCAUCGGAGUCACCUACAAAGGCAUCAAGAGGGCGGGCUAUGGAGACAGCUGCCGCAUCGGCUACAACCGCAAGUCAUGGAGCCUGUUCUGCUCCGAUUCCAGCUACUCGGCUCGCCACAGCAAGGACCAGACAGAGAUAAACGCGCCUUACUCCUCCCGCAUCGGGGUCUUCCUGGACUACGAUGGGGGCACUCUCUCAUUCUACACCGUAGGGGACACCAUGUCCCUCCUCCACCGCUUCAAGGCCUCCUUCAGCGAGCCUGUCUAUCCAGGGUUUUGGGUUUGGUACGAUUCUGCAAUCACCCUCGUCCAGCUGUGAUUUAAUAAAAAUCCGUCCAACAAUCACUGAAUAAUCAUCUGUUAUUACUUUUUAUACAUAUGUGUGUAUUUUACAAAUAUAUAUUUCCUUUUUUUACAUUGAGAAUGUGUGUUGAUCAAAGGGAAGCUGUUAUGAUGGAUGUGAUUUUAUUUUAUUUUUUUACUUAUAAUGAACAAAUGUUAGGGGGAAAGCACUUACAGAGUAACUCCAAAUAUAUACAGUCCUUGACUGACGUAUGCUAUGAUAAUUUCAUAUUAAACUUAAUUUUAUCAAUAAACAUUUGAUUUAACACAUAAA